CUGCUCUUGUAGUUACUGUCUACAGCUUCUCAGAAACCCAAAGCCAUGAACACUUUGUUGACCCUCACUUUUCUCGCCCUAUGCUCUGUGGCAUUUGGUGGCUUGCUGGGUGGUGGUGGUUUUCCAGGUCCUUUUUAUGGAGGUUAUUAUGGAGGAGGAGCUGUAACCGGUAGCUCUGCCGUCACCCAUAGCUUCGACAACCAGCGUGCUUUGACUGGAUACGGGUAUGGCUUCCCUGGAUUCGGCUAUGGAUAUGGUGGUUAUGGUGGCUACCUUGGCUAUGGUGGCUACGGUGGUUAUGGUGGCUAUCCUUAUGGAGGUUAUGGCUAUGGUCUUGGCUACAAAUUCCACUAAACUCCUAUUGGAAAAUACAAAGCAUAACCAACGAAAAAGUCAAGAAAUACCGAAAAAUCAUUAGAUGUACUGUACAAAGUGUUUUGGAAAUGUGUAAAUGACUACAACAAUAAAAUUAUAUUUUGC
Messenger RNA from Limulus polyphemus (Atlantic horseshoe crab), 480 nucleotides. RefSeq names its product prisilkin-39-like. The record is from RefSeq and is a predicted model, not a curated record. NCBI's taxonomy places the organism in Eukaryota, Metazoa, Arthropoda, Merostomata, Xiphosura, Limulidae. The transcript is spliced from 3 exons. Bases 46 to 354 code for a protein of 102 amino acids.